CUGAGCGAACUGAUAAUGUUCCGGAGGAAAAUUUUGGAGUUGUAGCAUAGCUAGCGUCUCUAUUGUUGCCCCAUGUUUUUACUACUACUAAAAGCAAAGAGGGGCAGCCUGGAGUGAACGUUUUUUGACUCUGGAGUAAAAUGAGCGGAGUAAACACGGAAAGAGUCCAGGUUUCCAACUUAACGUAACGUUUGCCUCCUAGCUAUGUUUAGCGCAGCUGCCAAGAUGUCUGUGGAGGCGAGUGAUGUUCAAACUGAUGAAGACUGUGAGGAGCUGAUUGAAGAUGGUUUCUCUCUCUCUGCUGAUGUCCCAGUAAAGAGAACAAGGAGGAGAAAAUCUGCUGGCAAGCCUCCUCAUUCUCCCAGGUCUCCAUAUCUCUCCAGUCUGAAUGUGAACCCCAGGAGAGGAGCCGUGGGGGCCGCCUGGAGACUGCCUAGGGGCUCCCUCGGGGACACCAGAGGAGACACACCUGGGGAGACUGGCUCAGCUCGCCUCACGUCCCUCAGCAACGGCCACGAUCUUUUCCAGACGCUCAGAUCAGAGUGUGAUGUUACGCCCGAGCUCCUCAAACAGAGCCCGAGCAUGAGGAAAUACAAACAUCUCCAGUCCGCGUGCAACGGUUUUGCUUUAGGUACAGGGGACAACAGGGACAAGGAGGACAUGCAUGAUGAGAUCAUUCGCCUUAAGAAGAGCCUCCAGGCACAUAAGUCCGACAACCAGCAAAUGAAAGCAAAACUGCGGCGGCUGGAGGAGGAUAACGCUAAAAGAGAGAAACAGAUAGAGGAGCUGUUGGAUCCCACCAAGGGCUCCGAAUACACUCGCAGUUUGGUUGACAAGAAAAGAGAAGGGAGUGUGGUUCUCAACGGGCUGAAACAGAGAAUCCUGAAGCUGGAGCAGCAGUGUAGAGAGAAAGAAAAUGCCUUAAGUAAACUACAAAGUGAGCUGAGGACCACCAACCUGGAGGAGCUGAAGAUCACAGUAGAAACCUACUUUGACGAGAUCCAGAGACUGAGGAUGCUUCUAGAAGCUGCAGAGAAAAGCAGCCGAGCGGAAAGUAAAUGCUCUCAGAGGCAGCAGAAGGCUUUAAGCUCCACGGUUCAUCGUCUGUCCGAGAACCUGAAGCAGCUUCAACAGGAGAACGUGGCGCUCAGAGAGGAGCUCAGCACUGACAGCCCUGCUGGAGGAGUUAAAGGCUACAGGGAGUGGAGUAAACAGAGGCUGCUUAGGAGGCUGCUGGAGGUGGAGAAGAGGCUGGAGGACGGCAGGAGACACGCCCACUCGGCAAAGAGCGGCGGCCGAUUGGACCGGGAGGUCCAGGCCACGCUGGCGGAGAUUCCGGGCGCUGCCAUGGCAACAGAAGCACUGGUCUCCGUGGGAACGGUCACGGAGGAGGAGGAGGGGGAGGGGGAGGAGCUUUCGGAUUUGAGGGAACGCCUCAGCCAAUUGGAAAAGGAUAGGGCGGAGCUUCAGGAGAAGUUGUCAAGUAGAGAUGAUGAACUCAAACAGUCGAGGGCCGACAGAGAAGAACUGGAGAAAGAGACGGAGCGACGGAAAGCUGAAGAGGCAAAACAACAGGAGAAAGAGAGACAGCAACAUAAACAGGAGUUGGAGAAGCUGUGGGAGAGGAUUCGUGCUCUGGAGGAGGAACGAAGCAAACCUACACAGGCUGAGCUCACGUCUGGUUCUCCCGCCACGGCCGAGAGUCACGAGGACGCUCGGAGCAGAGCAGGUCCGGGGGAGGGAGAGGAGAGACACACUGGAUGUAAAGGGAAGGAGGCGGAAGAAGAUGAGGACCCGGGUACGAACGCAGGGGAGAAAGAAAGAGAGAAAGCAGCGUCGGUCAUUCAGACUAACUGGAAGGAGCACAGAAAUAGGGACAUUGUGAUGUUGCAGUCGGCGUUAAGAGGCCAUCUACGCAGAGAGUCGCAGCUAAAGGACUUGCUGAAAGAUGCUCACAAUAAGGCUGUGGAGUCACCCGACCGCAGCGAUGCGACGUCCUCGGUCGGCGGAGAGCCGGAUGCGGUUGCCUUGACGAUGAUCCAGUCGGCGUUCAGGGGACAUCUGGCUCGCUGUAGUCUUGCAAUAAAGAGCUCAGGGUUGUCUGUGCCUUCUCCAAUGGAAAACAAUCUGCCCGCGCUGGUACCAAGAAGAGCUCGACUAGCGCACGCACCCAGCAGAACAGGUGCAGCCUCCCUCAGUAAUGAUGGAGAGAAGAAGGGCACACAGGAGGACCUCUCCUCUCCUCCCUCUAGCACUUACGCCUCCAGGAUUUCAAAAGCCCAGACGGAGCUCCAUCGCACCGCGGAGUCCGGUGGAGCCGCUGCAGUCGACUCAGACGAUUCCGACGACAUCAUCGUGUCUCCGUCACGUCCUCUGAGGAGCAGAGAAGUCCUCAUCUUGUAGACUUUCUGGAUUAUGUUUGUGUGUUUGUGUGUGUGUGUGUGUGUGUGUGUGUGAUCUUGUUUGUCUGAGGCUCGAGCAUAAUAUACGUACCGGAUCAAUUAUGUUUGAGUUCUCACUGAACCUGCAAGUAAAAAAAAUAAAUGGGCUCUCGCGACACUAUUCAGGAUAUAUAUGAGCACACCUCAACCUCAAUAUGAUGUAAAGCUGAACUGUUUCAUGGACGUGAGUGGCACAUAAACACUGAUUCGACUGACAGUGAUUUCACUUUUGAAUGAAAUGAUGCCUCAGUGUCGACGUAAGGGGUGAGUGAGGUUCAUUCUUUGUGGGUGAGGAAACACUUGUGAUCAUAAAACGUUACUCCUGAGACGAACGGCCCCGCUUCAUCGAUCUGAUUUGUUCUCUGUGGCUGUCUUCUUUGCCAAAGUGCCUGCUGCACGGGGAUUCAAAUUAAAAGUACGCUAUGAAAAGCAACCUGUUCUGUUGAGCCCAAAGCGGCACCGCGUUGAUCCUCGACACUGUAAAUUCCUCCGCGUCUCACGGGCUGAAAUAACUUAACGGAUCACAUUUAGGAAAACGUCUCGAUUCAUAAACACGCGGAUGUGCCGUGAACGCUUAAUAAACCGUGGCUGAAUUCUGAGGUGUGAUUGAGAGACGAUUGUCAACUGAUGCACUAUUGAGCCAAACUGUGAAUAAAUUAUAGAUCAGUCUGCUGCAAAAGCUGAACGGGCAGCGCAGCGGAGGAUGCACAGGGACUAUGUCUAAUGCCAAUAACACGUCUGUUUGGAGUAGAUGAGUGACCUGUCAACAGAAACAAUGGACGGCUGCAGCUUUCUCUACAUUAUGUGUGUAACUUAAUUUUCAUUUCAAUAAAAUGCUGUUUUUGUAA
This is a messenger RNA of Mugil cephalus (flathead mullet), 3289 nucleotides long. It is a transcript of the gene iqce, whose product is annotated as IQ motif containing E. The transcript is spliced from 21 exons. Bases 205 to 2403 code for a protein of 732 amino acids. The record is from RefSeq and is a predicted model, not a curated record. Lineage: Eukaryota; Metazoa; Chordata; Actinopteri; Mugiliformes; Mugilidae. Gene Ontology annotation, molecular function: protein binding.